ACGCGCGAGAACGCGAGAAAAUCGCGCGCCGGCCUGCUAGUGCGCAAAACAAACGCUGAAAUUGUAUUGUAAAUUCGAUUUAUCUUGCUUAUGUAAACAGUACCUCACUCUCUCCACGUCAGAUAUUCUUUGAGCCGAUGAACUGCCAUCGUCAAUUUUCAGGAAACUAUGGCUGGUCAUGACAAAAGUGAGGCACAUAACGAACCAUCGGACACCCAGACUGGUGAGGAUCAGCUCUCUGAGUGCAGAGAGAGCCUCCUGCAUAAGGUCAAUGGUGUCUUAGAGUUCUACUUCAGUGACAUAAACCUAUCAAGGAACCAAUACUUUGCCCACAAAGUGUGUGAGGAUCCUUACGUUCCAAUCGACCUCCUCAUGACUUUUCAUAAAUUGAAAGAGCUGACGGACAGUAAAGAAGUGAUUUUGGAUGCUGUCAAACUGUCCAAAAUGCUUCACGUUACUCCUGAUGGUAAAAAGAUUUAUCGAACAACUGAAAUCCAACAUGUUGACCAAAUAGAAGAACACGUCAUCUAUGUUGAAAAUGUCCCCGAGAACAAAGACAUUGAGUGGCUCAGACAAAUAUUCUCUUCGUAUGGACAAGUUGUGUAUGUGUCAUUACCAGUAUUCAAGAUGACCAGAAUGAACAAGGGAUAUGCAUUUAUCGAGUUUACGUCAGAGAAGGAUGUUGCGAAAUCCUAUGAGGCCUUUAAGAGCUCAGAUUUGUUGAUUUGCACAAAUAGGCCACCUGAAGAGCUCUUGAGUAUCAAAACUCAUGAGACGGACAACCCUGCAGAUGCUCCAGAAGUGGACAGAAUGAAACUGGUCAACUCAACUGUUGAAUCACGAGAUUUGGCGAAACUUGGAAUGAAAAUCAUGAUGAAGUGUGAUUGGAGGAGACUGAGAAAUAGGUAUUUAAAUCGACUCCAUGUGAAAAACAGAACAUUGAAGGAGGAAUCUGGUGCCCAAGAAGAGGAAUGUACUCUUAAAAAAGGUCUCAUUGUCAAGCUACAGAAAUCUAAGCACUUGGGAAAUCUCGCUCAAUAUAUUGAGGGGAUUCGACUGCGACCAAAUGGAGGAGUUGUGUUUGUAACAAACCAUGCUAAAAGUGAUUGUGUGUACAUCCGAUUUGCUUCUGCUGAGCAGGCUGAUGCCUUAUUGAGUUCUGACGCACCUCACAUUACUAAACUUGAAGGCUCUGAGGAGGUUGAGUAUUGGGAAAAUGUAAUGAAAAUAGUUGCAGAAAAAAAAGAGCGCGCUUUUCUUAAGAAGGUUAUGAAAAAGAAGGAAAGGCGACUGGCUAAAGCUCAAAACCAAGCUGGGCCAACCUCAGAUAUUCCCGAGCAUGGCAACACGAUGGACAACUUUGAUAAUUUGGUACACAACUUACAAGCUAGCGUCGCAGAUGACCAACCUGAGGUCAAUGUUGAUCCUAGUUUGAGGAGCAAGCGCAAAAAGAAAAGAGACAGGAAGACUGGUCAAAAGCAACCAGCAAACAAGCACAUCUACUUUGAUGACGACGAUGAAGCUAAGGAGACUAAUGAUGAAGUUGGAAUACAGGAUCCAACAUCUGAAAAAGGCAAAAACAAACGGGAAGCUGAUUUAGGCAGCAAUGAUGAGGAGCCUUCGUCAAAGAAAGCAUGUUUAACAGAGACAGAAGCAUAAUACUUUGAAAAGGAAAGAAAAUUUUGUCAAAAUACAAUAAAUUUGUUAUUUAUCCUUGAUA
Cloeon dipterum is the source of this 1720-nucleotide messenger RNA. RefSeq names its product la-related protein 7-like. Gene Ontology annotation, molecular function: RNA binding. The record is from RefSeq and is a predicted model, not a curated record. Bases 169 to 1659 code for a protein of 496 amino acids. NCBI's taxonomy places the organism in Eukaryota, Metazoa, Arthropoda, Insecta, Ephemeroptera, Baetidae. The transcript is spliced from 9 exons.